Aegilops tauschii subsp. strangulata is the source of this 3239-nucleotide messenger RNA. RefSeq names its product protein ALWAYS EARLY 3. Gene Ontology annotation, molecular function: DNA binding. Gene Ontology annotation, biological process: DNA-templated transcription; regulation of cell cycle; regulation of transcription by RNA polymerase II. Gene Ontology annotation, cellular component: transcription repressor complex; nucleoplasm. The record is from RefSeq and is a predicted model, not a curated record. Lineage: Eukaryota; Viridiplantae; Streptophyta; Magnoliopsida; Poales; Poaceae.
AGCCAAGCCUUCCCGCAGGCAAACACAACCGACCACCUCGCCCACUCGCCGCCUCCUCCUCCACCCUCGCCCCCGAUCAGCCUCCGCCUCGGGGGACCCCCGGGAACCCUAGCGGCGGCGCGGGUCCUCCUCCCGGCAGACGCGGCGAAGGCGGGGAGCUCCGUCCAAGGCGUCGGCCGUCGUCCCCGCGCGCGGUGCAGGGGCGCCGAGCUGCGCUGAGGCGCUGCCCGGGCCCGAUUCCCCCCAGAUCCGAGCAAUAUUGGGCGGGUCUCAAUUCAAGGACGAUUUCAAUGGGUCCAGCAAAAGGUUCUCGGACAAUCCACAAGAUCACAAUAAAAAGACACGAGGAUCGACAGCAUCAUGAGGAUCCAACUAGUUCAAGCAAUGUGAAACUUAAAAUUUCUCAGAAGAGGAAGAGGUCAGACUUAGAUCUCCACUGGAGCAAGGAUGAGCUGAUGCACUUUUAUGAAGCCUACCGGCGGCAUGGAAAGAAUUGGAAAAAAAUCAGUGCAGUAGUUGGCAGCAAAUCGGCAGACACUGUAGAAGCUCUUUACUAUGUGCAUCGGACUUUCUUAUCUCUUCCGGAGCGUGAAGGUACUGCCAGGGGAUUUAUUGCAUUGGCUGCUGGUCAUGACAAUGCUUUGGAAUCUCCAAGUCAUAGAGAAACUGAUCAGAUGGUUAGAUCAUCUGGGAAGGGACGGAGACGUGGAGAAGCUGCAUGGCAAAAAGAGAAUGCAGCACCUAACCCUCACAACGCCUUCACAAAUCAGGAAAUGAGAAUUGCUGGCUUUACAUCUUCUUUCAAGAAAAGAUACCAUGGAGAACUUGUCAGGUACAUCAGUAGACAUCCUGUUCGGAAACGUACUCCUCGUGUACCAGUUUUACUUCCUUUGGGCAUCAAUGCUACAAACAAGGCUAAUGAGGAGAUAAAUAAUGAUGGAAGCUCUCCUGAUGGAAGUUCAGGAAUCACUGAAGCAAAGGUUGUUCAGGGCCAGACUUUCUUGGAAAUCAAAGGAACUGAAGAUACUGAGAUAUCUCAGUCCCAGCAACAUUUAAAUUUGAAGAAGAGAAGAAUUCAGCAAAGCAUGGACGAAGGCCAGACCAGCAAAGUUGAGCCUGGUACCACGAUGGUGGCUGAAAAAGAAGGGCAUAACUUAUCUGAUUAUGAGAGACUUAGUCGGUUAUUUUCUCCAGAGGAGAUGAUGGUCUUAGACGUGUUGGAGAGUCUGGUGACUGUGCCCAAUGAAACGUCACAGGCCAAGAUUAAUAGUCCUUCAGGUACAUGUGGAAAGAGAAUUUCUGCAUCAUCUAACACACAGGAGGAAGGGCUUUCUCCUGUCUAUCAAUCUAAACAAACGAAGCAAGAUAGUGAUUCCAGUGCUUCAGCGGAAAGGAAAAAAAGGAGAAAGAAGUUACCAGAUGAAGAGGUGCUGGCUGAAGAACAAAUCAGUUCUGGUAAUACUUCAGUUAUACCACAAGCAUGUCAGCUUGAUACCACGGAGCAGCCCUCCUUGAAUUCUGACUUUGAGAAAGAAGCAAUAGAUAUACCUGAAUCAACUGCAAAUAUUUGUGCUGAAGUAUCCCCUGAUGCACCGAUGGAAAUUGACCCUCAAAUAAGUAUGUCAAGGAAGAGCAAAAGAAAAUCCAAAGUACAAUGCAAAAGAAACUAUGUGUUUUGCAAUGAAGGUGCCGAUAAUUUACAGGCAAAGAAAUUGCUGCAUUGCUUGUCAUCUGAAUCACUUCGUAGAUGGUGUACAUACGAGUGGUUCUACAGCGCAGUUGAUUAUCCAUGGUUUAUGAAUAAUGAAUUUGUGAACUACUUAAAUUUUGCAAAAUUGAGCCAUCUUUCAAGGCUCACUCGAUCUGAGUGGAGCACAAUCCGAAGUUCUCUCGGCAAGCCCCGUCGCUUUUCCAAUCAUUUCCUGGCAGUAGAAAAGGAAAAACUUGAGGAUUAUCGACAAAACGUUAGGAAAUACUAUGCCGAACUAAGUGAUGGUUUGCGGGAUUCUCUACCAACAGACCUAGCUCGGCCUUUUUCAGUUGGCCAGCAUGUCAUUGUUCGUCACCCGAGUACCAGAGAACUUGCUGAUGGUAAAGUGGUAAUCAUGGAGCGGGAUUGUUACAAGGUCCAGUUUGAUAGCCCUGAUCUAGGUGUUGAUAUAAUUAAGGACACUGAUUGUAUGCCUGUAAACUGGUUGGAUAAUCUGCCUGACGAUCUCAAGAAGAGGAGCUCCCUCUCAAAUAAUGCACACCGCAAACCGGAUUUUGAGCACAUUCCGGAGCUUACUUCAAAGGAGAGCUGGGGUAAUAUCAUGAAUGACAUUUCCGUACCUGAGUCGUCCAGUAGUCGACAGGCUUCAUCUUCUGUGGGCGGUGAACUGCUACCCACCAAGAGUACCACCAUUUGUAGAUCUACACUGCCACCAUUCCACCCACUUCAGUCCGCCGCCGACAGUUUACAAUCAAGGGGUCGCUCAAACAACAACAGUGGUCAGAGUGAUGAACUGGAUUCUCAUGUUACUGCAUUUGUCCAGAAAUCGCUUAAACAAGCCAAACAGAUGGUUGGUGAAGUCAUGCAGGCAAGCUAUGGAAAUGGUAAUGAAUCUGGGGAAGAAGCAACACCAUGUAUAAGCCUGGAAUCUGAGUCUACUCUUGAUGAUGCCCAGCUUCCAUCCACCCUGAUAGAGAACUGUGUUGCUACAGUUAUUGCAAUCAAGGACCUGAGCGAGCAUCGGCACCCGCCUGCCAAGAUAGCAGGUGUGCUGGAGCGUGCUUUUUUGAUGCUGCGCCCAAGCUGUCCAGAGAACCUCGCGAUCUACAGCGAGAUAGAGAGCUACAUCGCUGUUGUCAAGAGCCAGAUACUAGCCCUUGUGCCAACAACAUCUGGCAAUGCAGCUCUGGCAAUGUAGUCCCAGCCGCGGGAGGGGAUACCCAGGGUCCCUCCGGCGCGGCCCUUGGGUUCAAAAGGCCCUCGGUGAUCCUGGGUGAUUCUACCAAGACUUGUGACGGCAAAUCAGGGCAUCUGGAGUAAGCUCAACUCUCUGCCCUGCAGACAUUAGCUUAGAAAUGCAGCGUUUUGACUAGAAAACGUAGCAUAGAUGUGUUGCUGGACCAAUUGUCCAGCUCGCUUGUAAUCUCUGUGUAUAGAAUAAACCCUUCAGGUUAGGUCUGCUUGGCUUGCAGACCUGAACAGUUCAUUACUCACAGGAACAAUAAGAGAUACCUGUAUUCCCUGUUUU